Melanotaenia boesemani (Boeseman's rainbowfish) is the source of this 1657-nucleotide messenger RNA. RefSeq names its product mitochondrial translational release factor 1 (gene mtrf1). The record is from RefSeq and is a predicted model, not a curated record. The transcript is spliced from 9 exons. Gene Ontology annotation, molecular function: translation release factor activity. Bases 191 to 1534 code for a protein of 447 amino acids. Gene Ontology annotation, biological process: translational termination. Lineage: Eukaryota; Metazoa; Chordata; Actinopteri; Atheriniformes; Melanotaeniidae.
AGUAUUCUACAGUUUUAGGGCGUCAACUGAGUAAGACUACAAUUCCCAGCGUUCCUUUAGUCUCCAACUCGAAACUACAUCCGGUACAUCUGUUAGCUUACAGCGGAAAUGGUCCGUUUGUUGUCAUUUUGCUCUUGAACAACACGUGAGAGUUUUAUUUAACUUCACUCUGCACAGUAACUUAAGUCAAAUGCUCGUUCGUCGCUGGUUUAGAUUGUGUAACCAUGUAGUUUCACAGAGUAGAGGAGAAAGAGGGGGAUGGACUACACUGAUGGGACACAGCAGACUGAAAUAUGCUAAGGUGACACAGGUGCAGCACUGGGGUAAAAUAGUCCCCAAACGCUUCGUUCACGGUGAUCUAGGGGAUUUGUACAAGAACGACUCCGUUAAGAGAUAUCUUCAUCAGCUCAUAGAGGAAUUCAGGGACAUCAGUAAUAAGUUACACCGUGGGUACCUCAAUGAGCUAGAUAGGAAAGCACUGAUGAAGAAACACACAGAGCUGCUGCCUCUGGCAAAUGUGUUCAGAAGUAUUGAACAAGCCAAGAAAGACCUUGAAGAAAUCCUUUCAAUUAUACACAAUUCAGCUAACACCAAAGACGAGGAUGAGCAUCUGAUCCAGCUGCUGAAAGAUGAAGAGGCAGAAAUAUCAAACAAAAUUUUGGCCUUAAGAAAAGAUCUGAUAAAAGCUCUUAUCCCCAGUGACCCUCUUGACUCAAGUGAUGUUGUGUUAGAAGUUGUAUCAGGACGAACAACAGGAGGUGACAUCUGUCAGCAAUUCACCAGAGAAAUGUUUGACAUGUACCAGGGUUUUGCCUACUACAAGAACUGGGACUUCGAAGUUUUGAACUACAUGCCUGCAGACUAUGGAGGAUUGCACCAUGCAGCGGUGAGGAUAGCCGGAGAGAACGUGUAUAAACAUCUGAAGCAUGAAGGAGGGACGCACCGGGUGCAAAGGAUCCCUGAGGUGGGCCUCUCCUCCAGAAUGCAGCGUAUUCACACAGGAACUAUGACAGUCGUGAUCCUGCCGCAGCCAGUAGAGUUUGAUGUCCACAUUGACCCAAAGGAUCUUCGAAUUGACACGUUCAGAUCGCGAGGUGCCGGAGGCCAAAGUGUCAACACGACAGACAGCGCUGUGCGAAUAGUUCAUCUUCCGACUGGUAUAACGGCUGAAUGCCAGCAGACUCGCUCUCAGCUGCAGAACAGAGACACCGCCAUGCGUGUGCUGAGGGCGAGACUCUACCAAAGCAUGAUGGGUAAAGAGACCGAGCUGAGGCACAUGGCACGAAAGCAGCAGGUGGGCACACGCGCUCAGUCAGAAAGGAUUCGUACCUACAACUUCAGCCAGGAUCGUGUCACAGAUCACCGCACUGGAUAUGUCACCAGAGACAUUAAGGAGUUUAUGAGAGGAGGGGAGGCCCUCAACGAGCUGAUUUCUGACGUAGCUGAACACGCUGAACGGGAAGCUGUGAUGGAGGUGGUGGAGACCAGCAACAGCAGUCUGACGCGACCUGAGACGGGACAGUUUGCAGACUGACUCUCAAGCUGCAUAUCACAUGUUCAGCAUUAAUGGUGCAAUUCAUGCUUGUGCAAUAGUCACACUCCAAAAAGUGCAACUUUGACUCAGAAUUAAGAGGUUUUUGUAAUAAAACUUAACUUA